AAGGCAUGGCUCUGAGAGUUACCAGGAACCGACUGGCCUCCACCCGGGCCGAACUGGGCGGAAAGACGUGCUCGGUGGCCGGGCCUACACAGAAGCCCCGCGCGGCCCUCGGAGAAAUCGGAAACGUCGCAGUUAUUAACAAAGAUGUCACGAAAAAGACUAUCAAGACGGAGGUUGCUAAGAAGACAAAGAUCCCAGCUAAAGCUGAGAAGAUCGAGCUACCAAAAGCUGCUGUGGUCCCUGUUAAACCAGCACCUGAAGUGCAGGUGACUGAGGUGCCAGCCCAGGCUGAACGUGCAUCCCCCACCCCCAUGGAGACCUCUGGAUGUGAGUCUGCUGACCUCUGUCAAGCAUUUUCAGAUGUCAUCCUCAACACGGCCAUCAGGGACGUGGAUGCAGAUGACUACGACAACCCCAUGCUCUGCAGUGAAUAUGUUAAGGACAUCUACAAGUACCUCCGUCAGCUUGAGAUGGAGCAGAGCGUAAAGCCAAACUACCUUGAGGGUCAGGAGAUCACCGGAAACAUGCGAGCCAUCCUCAUUGACUGGCUGGUACAAGUGGGCCUCAAGUUCCGUCUGCUGCAGGAGACCAUGUACAUGACUGUGGGAAUAAUCGACCGCUUUCUUCAGGACCAUCCAGUCCCCAAGAAGCAGCUGCAGCUGGUUGGCGUGACCGCCAUGUUCCUGGCCUCCAAAUACGAGGAGAUGUACCCUCCGGAGAUCUCAGACUUUGCCUACGUGACGGACAGGGCUUACACCACUGCUCAGAUCAGAGACAUGGAAAUGACUAUUCUGCGAGUGCUGAAGUUUCAGCUGGGCCGCCCCCUCCCGCUGCAGUUCCUCAGAAGGGCCUCCAAGAUCUAUGAGGUGUGGCGCGGUGUCGGUGCGGCAAACUGUUCUCUUCCACCACUGCAUGUGCUGAGGUGAAGGUGGGAUUUUAUUUUUCUUCAGGUAACUGCUGAACAACACACCCUGGCCAAAUACCUGCUGGAGCUCUCCAUGGUUGACUACGACAUGGCUCAUUUCCCGCCCUCAUUGGUGGCGAGUGCAGCUCUGGCGCUGACUCUCAAGGUCCUGGAUGCAGGGGAAUGGGAUGUGACACUGCAGCAUUACAUGGAGUACACAGCAGAGACCCUGACACCUGUUAUGGCGCACAUCGCUAAGAAUGUCGUGAAAGUCAACAAUGGGCAAACUAAACACAUGGCCAUCAAAGGAAAAUACUCUACAUCAAAGCAGAUGAGGAUCGCCACCAUCUCUCAGCUCAAAUCCUCUGUGGUGAAAGAUCUGGCAACGCAGAUUUCUUAGUGAGGACAGCACAGUGUGCUGCCGUGUACAGAUGGACUGUUGCUGGGAUUCUUGGGAUUGGGCUUUUUACCGACUACAGUUUUGUUUUUAUUUUAAAAGUGUGCCUGAAGUUGUGACAGACAGCCCUCAAUCACAGUAGUUUCACCAAAAGCAUCCAACUCCUGACCCAGCAGGCAAAUGUUUCUAAACAUGUGGAUUUACAACAAUAUGCUACCUGUGUUGAGGUGACUAUGUAAUAUGUACAGUUAUUCUUUUAAAUUUUUGUUGUAUGGGAUGUUUCUGAUUUUUAUUUUUUUUUAAAUGUAUAUUAAAUGGCCUUAUUCUAAGAUUAGUUCCUGUUGUGAUUUUAUUUCUCCACUAGGGGGUGCUCUAAGAACAGUCUGCAGAUGUUUGAGGAUUUAAAUGUUGGUAUUUAGACCAUAAGUUUAAAAAGAUACAGUUUAAUGUUUUAGCUAUAUCCUGUUGGGUUAAAAUCAAUUUCUUCACCAAGAUUAGUCCAAAAGUGGAUGUUGUGUAAAACGCUGUCUAAAGAACUAAAUUUUAAAUUCUUUACUCUAUUUCAAAUACUAUUUUCUGAAAUGUUUUUGUAAAUUUACUCAGUGUUGCAGUAUUAAAGAUGACUACUGUAAAAUUGA
This is a messenger RNA of Oryzias latipes (Japanese medaka), 1939 nucleotides long. RefSeq names its product cyclin B1 (gene ccnb1). Gene Ontology annotation, molecular function: cyclin-dependent protein serine/threonine kinase regulator activity. NCBI's taxonomy places the organism in Eukaryota, Metazoa, Chordata, Actinopteri, Beloniformes, Adrianichthyidae. Gene Ontology annotation, biological process: mitotic cell cycle phase transition. The record is from RefSeq and is marked provisional.